Cherax quadricarinatus is the source of this 1063-nucleotide messenger RNA. Lineage: Eukaryota; Metazoa; Arthropoda; Malacostraca; Decapoda; Parastacidae. The record is from RefSeq and is a predicted model, not a curated record.
UUGCUGCCAGUCCUCUCUCUGCUUUAGCCUAAAAAAAAACGUCAAAAUGUAUGAUGUUUUUGGCUCUAUCCGGGGUCUACUGAAGAUAGACUCCGUCAGUAUCGACAAUAAUAUAUUUCGCAUGCACUACAAGGCGACUAUGUUCGUCCUAGUGGCCUUCAGUUUGCUAAUAACGCAGAAGCAGUACUUCGGGGACCCCAUAGACUGUAUCGUGGAAGGUGUGGACCCAGGCAUCAUGGACACCUACUGCUGGAUCCACUCCACCUUCACCAUCCCUUCCCUGACGGGUGCUGUGGUGGGAGAGGAGGUGCCUCAUCCUGGUGUGGCUAACCCUGCCAUACACGGCCCUGACGACCAGUUUCAGAUAAAACACCAUAAAUACUACCAGUGGGUCACACUCUUCAUGUACUUUCAGGCUAUCCUGUUCUACAUUCCUCGGUAUUUGUGGAAGAUCUGGGAAGGCGGUAAGGUGAAAAUGCUUGUGAUGCAGCUGAACUCUCCCAUUUUGGACGAUGAUGUGAAGUGGGAGCGCAAGGCCAUGUUGGUAGAUUAUUUCAGUGUUAAUCUACACAACCACAAUUUCUAUGCAUUUAGAUUCUUCUUGUGUGAACUUCUCAACUUUAUUAAUGUCAUUGGCCAAAUCUACUUCACUGACAGAUUCCUGGGUUACGAGUUCACGACAUAUGGUACUCGUGUCGUUGAAUUCAGUGAGCAAGAACUUGGCACUCGUCAUGACCCCAUGGAUGAGGUUUUCCCUAAAGUGGCUAAGUGUACCUUCCACAAGUAUGGUGCAUCAGGCACAAUUGAGAGGCAUGAUGGUCUCUGUGUACUUCCUCUCAACAUUUUCAAUGAGAAGAUCUACAUUUUCUUGUGGUUCUGGUUUAUCAUUGUGGCUGUGAUAUCUGGAGUUGGUCUUCUGUACCGCUUGGCCACGUUCACCCCAGCCUUCAGACAGAUCCUCCUCCGGACUCGCUCUCGCCUUGCAUCCUCUGACAAUGUGGAAGCCAUCUCCCGGACAGGCCCCCACUUGUUACGGUUCAAAUCUUAAUCUUUAGCCAGGUUA